AUUAUUUCGUCUUUGUAUCGUUCUCAUUUCAAAGAAUGAUCUCUUCAAUAUGCGUACAAAACUCGAGUCUUAUAUCCUUUUCCGGCAGCUUGCUGUAUACCUCUUCCUUUCAAGCAGCGGAAGGGCUGCUGCGAGACCUACUUCCGAUGAUACAAGUACACCAGUUGGUCCGACACCAGUUACGGAAAUUGUUACUACCAACGGAAAAGCCAUCACAGAGGUCUAUACACCAACAACAAUAAGCAUUAGCGGCUUAACACCACCAAUUACCAAAGCCACUACAAUCACACAAGUCAUAACAAGCAAUGGGGACACGGAAACAGUGGCUAUCGCCAUAGCAGCAGGCGCUGGUGUAGUGGGCGCUGGAGCACUUGUAGCAUGGCUAUACAAGCCCGUGCCAGGCGGUCUACCUGCGCCCACAACGCCGCCUUCAUACCCAACCUCUAGUCAAGACAAGCCGCCAGAUACCACAUCGGUACCGCCAAAGACGACAAAAGAGGCAGCAUGUCCCUUUACUCAAGUAAACCCUACAAAAGACUUCAAGCAGUACUCUAAGGAUCCAACCUGGACGGGCGCAAUUCCAAGCCUUACCGCCUCGUCCAUAAAGGCUGCUUGCACGUCCAUAGGUGCUAAUAAGCAGCUCUAUCGCGGCACUGAUCCGAGCUACAUCAAUGCGCUUUCGGGCGUAUUCUGCAAAAGCGAUCUCUCCAAGGACCAGGAGAAAGAUCUUGGGCCCGACGAUCUUCCUGAUGGAAAUAGCUACAAGUCGUCGUCUGGACUCCAAGGAAUUAGGAUUAAAUUUGACUUCAAAUUUAGUAAAAAGAAUGAUGCUUGUUCAAAGAAUUGCGUGGAUGCUUAUAACACCAUGAUAAAGACUUGCCAGUACGACUCUCAUAGCUUAUACGGCGGCGGCUCGCUCGUUCAAGGCUGCGGUACGUAUAGCUUCAAGAUUGACGCAGAGCCAAACACUAAGAAAGAAUGCAACCCCCUUGACCCCCGAGGGCAGGAGUACAACUACGACUACCGGGAGUCGGCGAUGCAGCAGAUCCAAGAUUUCUGCAACUCCGUUGAUGGCAAAGAGGUCAAACAAAAUGACAAGACGACGUGGAUCGAGCCCAAGAACAAAAACACAGAUUUCUUCUCCGUCGAGUACGCUGGCAACUGCCAGGGCUCCGGCACGUAUAAAAUCACCAAGGACAACUGCAACAAGUACCUUAUGCAAACAGUCGACGAUUGCGACACCGAUACCACGAUGUUCAAGCAUGGCGGCACACUCACCGAUACCGAUAAUUGCGGGCAAUUCAAGUACACGCCCAAGAACUACGACGUGCCGGACUGCUACCCAUCCAAUAAAAACCACGGGUACAUCACGGAUGGCACGCACGUGCCGCUCAAGCACGACGUCGCCAUGGACGCCAUAACCCAAUUCUGCGACCGCUCUGGCGGCGGACAGCAAUACACGCUCGAUCCCUCCAAGAUCCCGUCGGGAGACUCCUGGGAGCAAGACUCGUGCACGGCCGCGGGGUACGCCGAGUGCGGGUACUUCUACAAGAACGACGGCAGCCGGGUGACGGCGUCGGGGGAUCUGGGCGAUGUGAGUAUCCGGAUGCGCGCGAGCUAUUACGAGCCGCAAGGCUUUGUCUGCCAGCCGAAGCAGAAGUAUGACAUUCAUGGACAGAGGUGUGAGGAUGAACUGACAAAGCUCGUCGAUGGAUGGUGUAAUACGAAUUCGAGAGAUUCAAAGGAUCUAGGAAGCUUCCUCGAGAGUGGAGAUUAUGGAUGCGUGAGGUGGGAUAUGUGGGCUGUGGCGACUCAUUAAACGUGUCGUUACCUUGAAAAGUUUCGGAUAUCAAGCGAUAAAUCGAUGUUGGAGUUCUAGUAGGAGUAUUCUUUUUUUGGGCGAAGUGGAGUUUUGAUAGGCAUAAAUGCUCUCAGGAGAUAACGACUUUUUGGGCCGAGAUUAUGAAAUUUACACAAAAUUCACGGACUCGAGUUAUUCAUUCCUAGUUAUUAUAGUGGCUAGC
Amorphotheca resinae ATCC 22711 is the source of this 2024-nucleotide messenger RNA. RefSeq lists its product as hypothetical. The record is from RefSeq and is a predicted model, not a curated record. The transcript is spliced from 3 exons. NCBI's taxonomy places the organism in Eukaryota, Fungi, Ascomycota, Leotiomycetes, Helotiales, Amorphothecaceae. The coding region runs from base 50 to 1819 and encodes 589 amino acids.